AUGAAAAAGGAUAUUUUAACUAAACAAACUGAAGAUGAUAAAAGAAAUGGUGUGUCGAACGUUUGCGAGGAAUAUAAUAAAAAUAUAGAAAUGCAAACGAAGAAGGAUAAGAUAAUAGAACAAAUUGAAAUUAAUGAAAAGAAUAAGGACCUGCUGCAUAAUCACUGUAGUGAUAAUCAUUGUAGUGAUAAUCAUUGUAGUGAUAAUCAUUGUAGUGGUAAUCAUUAUAUGGACAAAGAAAAAAAAAAAUAUAAUUGUUCGAGUGAAGAAAUAAAUAACUUUCUUUUUAUAAUAAAUAAUGCCAUAUGGAGGAGAAAGGACAAGAGGAAAGUUAAUAAAAAGGAAGAAGAGACAAAUGAAGAUAUUAAUACAUACUCAAAAAGAUGUAAAGAAAAUGAUUUUUAUUUUUAUUUUUAUUUUUAUAUUUAUUCCAUAUUGAAAGGUAAAAAUAAAAGCGAAAAAAAGAAAAAAAAAAAAAAUUUUUUUUUUGGAAUAUUAAAAGUGGCAAUUAUUUUAUUUUCAUUAAUAGUAUAUUUUAUAAAAAGAAAUUAUUGGUCAUCAAAUAUGUAUGGAUAUAAUAAGCUUAUUAAUUUGAGUAGUGUUAUAGGAAGUUAUUUUUAUCCAUAUAAUUAUGAUGAUGAAGAAGAAAAUAAAUCAUUAUCAUUAUCAUUAUAUGAGAAGGAUAAUUUUAUUUAUAUUCCUAAUAAGAAGAGUACAAACACUAUACAUUUAAAAAAUGUUGUGGGCACUGAAAGGACAGAUAAUAAUUUUUUAAGUAUUUAUAGAGAGAAUAUGAAAUAUAUAAGACAAACAAGUUUAAAUCAUUCCAUAUAUCAAAGAUCUUUAUCCACCGAAUGUUAUGUUUAUUUCAGAAGUUUUUUAAAGCAGGCUAUAUCACCUCAUAGUUUGACUAAAGCUAUAAAGAUUGAUAAAGAAUAUAUAUAUCCUUGGGAUGUAAUAACACAAGAUGAUGUUGCUUUAAUUAUUGAGAAUGCUCGUUUUUAUGGUUUCUUAUUUACCUGGUUUAAGAAUCAUAGGAAGGCACAAAAAGUAAAUGAAGAUAUAUUAAAAAAAGAGAUGCCUGUAUUAGAACCGCGUUUUGUUCAACGAUCAGAUAUAUAUACUCAUUUUUAUAAAAAUAAUAAUAAUAAUGAAGAUAUAAUGACACCUAAUUUUUAUGGUAUACAUUAUACAUGGUUAGGUCAUGCAACUGGUUUAGUUGUAAUUGAUGGAUUGAAAAUAUUAUUAGAUCCUGUUUUUAAAAUAGAAUUAAUAAGUUUUAAAGGUAUAGUAAGAUCUUUAAUUAAUUGGAUGAAUGUAAAAAUUAUGGGUGGAUUAGGUGAGAGAAUAUCUAGAUCACCAUGUAAUAUUGCAAACCUUCCUGACGAUUUGCAUGCAGUGUUUGUUUCACAUAAUCAUAAUGAUCAUAUAAUGGAAGAAGAUGUACGUAUACUAUGUAAAUUAAAAAAGUUUCAACAUGUUAUGUGGUAUAUACCUGAAGGUUCUUCUCCAUUUUUUUUAAGAGAAGGAUGUAAAGCUUCUAAGAUAUUUGAAUUAUCAUGGGGUGAUGAAAGAUGGGUUUCUUGUUGGAUAUCAAAGAAUCAAUUUAAAUGUCGAGAUGGAAUAUGGAAGAGUAAAAAUAAUGAACAUCAAGUAUAUAAAUAUAAAAUAAUAUAUGCUCCAACAUUACAUUGGUCAGGAAGAAAAGAUAAUUUAAGUGAUUUAAAUCAAUCUUUAUGGGGAUCAUUAAUAUUAAAAGGUCCUAAACAUCGUUUUUAUUUUUCUGGUGAUACUGCAUAUUUAAAAAAAGAUUUUGAAGAAUUUAAAAAAAUUGGUAGAUUACAUGGACCAUUUCAUUUAGCUGCAAUAUCUAUAGGAGCAUAUGAACCAAAUAAUUCUUUAAAAUAUCAUCAUAUACAUCCAUGGGAGUCUGUAAAAAUAUGGAGAGAUAUAAGAGCUGAAACAGCUAUAGGUGUUCAUUGGGGUACAUUUAGAUUAUCAGCAGAAGAAUUUUUACAACCACGUGAUGAUUUAGAAGCAGCAUUAUUAGGUAUAGGUUUAUAUACACUUAGAAAUAUUGAUUUACAAUGGGUUAAACGUAGACAUGAAAUAAUGAGAAAAUAUAAUAUAAAUUAUAUACCAUCAUAUGAUAAUGAAAAUGAUGAUUUAGAAGAUUUAAAAGAAUAUUUUUAUCCAGCAAAUGAUCAAGAUUAUAAUGAAUAUACAGAUAGUUUUCAUUCACUUUUUUCAAAUGAUCUUAAUUUAUAUUAUAAAGAUAUUGAUAAAAAUUAUAUUAAACAUAUGUAUCAACAAAAAAAAUUAUAUGCAUCAACAUAUAGUCGUUAUAAAAGAGCACUCAUGUUAAAAACUACAAAUAAAUUACCAAAGGCAUGGAAAAAACUCUUAUUAAAUCUAUCCAUAAGAUUUCAAACAAUACCAAUAGGUGGAUCUAUUGAAAUUAUAUCAAAGGAUGAUAAAAAUAUUUCAAUGACACGAUCAAGUGAAUAUAAUGCAACCACAUAUGAACAUUACACAUUUCCUAAGUGGUAUAACAGUAAAGAAAAUGAGGAAAUUCCUAAUCAAAAUUAUUUCUCUCACGAGGAUCUCAUGAAUUUCGAGAUAGUCAACUGA
This is a messenger RNA of Plasmodium gaboni, 2631 nucleotides long. RefSeq lists its product as hypothetical. Lineage: Eukaryota; Apicomplexa; Aconoidasida; Haemosporida; Plasmodiidae. The record is from RefSeq and is a predicted model, not a curated record. The transcript has a single exon. The coding region runs from base 1 to 2631 and encodes 876 amino acids. Gene Ontology annotation, cellular component: cytoplasm.